AUGACAUUCUCCGACUCGAGUGCGCCGUAUCCUUAUAAGAACGCUCCAAGCAGAGUGUGGAUCGAUGAAGAUAUGCAGCGCAUCGCUGGUUUUGAGAGUUACGCACAAGCAGGGACCGCCUUGUUUGGGGUUAUGAGGAGACUUAUGAUGAUGGGCCAGAAAGCAGACGAUGAAGAUCAAGAAACCAUGGGCGACAGCCAAGACAUGAUGGCGAUUACGAAAAGGGAUCUUGCAGCUUGGGAAUACAAGAUGGCAGAGUUUGAGAGGAAUCAUGCUCGUCCGCACGAUCAGAGAGGAGCGAUUUCCAUCGGACUAUAUCACACUCUCAUGCGCACAUUCCUAGCAGGAGGAGCAUUCGGGCCCGAAAUGCGAUGGGAUAAUCUUGUCGGUCUUUACGAAAGGAUUCUCACGCUCGCAGAGACACUAUACGCCAACAAACAAAGCUUCCACGUCAACUCACCUCUCUCCCUCGAACCGGGUGUCAUCGUUCCAGUCUUUAUGGUUGCUCAACGUUGUCGUCACCCAUGGCUGCGUCGUCGCGCAAUCGCGUUUCUCUACAAGCUUAAACGACAAGAAGGCAUGUGGUUCAGCGACGGGGCAGCAGCAGUGAGCAAGAAGAUUAUGGAGAUUGAAGGGCAGACGUAUUUCGAAAGCGACCUUGCCAACGAUGAUGACGAGAAUAAAUCAUCAGCUCUUGCUCUGGGGGACGUCCCUUGGGAAGCGUGGGCUGCUGUCGAUGUUGAGGGUUUGCCUAGUAGGACAAGUUGGGCGGGUAUUGAGAGAGUUCCCGAGGAGAAGAGGAUGCGCGAGACGAUGGUGAUGGUUUUUACAGAGGAGAGAAGGAUCGAAUUAUCGCUUAUAAUGAGUUCUGGCGAUGAAUUGGGGACUUAUGGCGAAGUAAGGACUGAAUCAAUAAUGUAUUAA
Fusarium graminearum PH-1 is the source of this 924-nucleotide messenger RNA. RefSeq lists its product as uncharacterized. Bases 1 to 924 code for a protein of 307 amino acids. NCBI's taxonomy places the organism in Eukaryota, Fungi, Ascomycota, Sordariomycetes, Hypocreales, Nectriaceae. The transcript has a single exon. The record is from RefSeq and is a predicted model, not a curated record.